UUAUCAGUGUCGGACUUAAAGGACUAUUUCCUGGUGUCAGUACGUACAAGUGUAAACUCGAUUCGUAUAGAACCUGCUAUAUACAGAUUCGCUCCGUUUGGAACAGCACUAGCUAUAGUGCACAGUCGCGAUCCUUGUACCCAGAAGAUAAAAUGGGCUUUUUUACGGACUUUUCUAUCGCGACCUGGACUUUAGUAGCAAUCGUCAUUACUGCCAUUGCAAUAUAUGGGUAUGCUCCAUAUGGCUUUUUCAAGAAAAUAGGCAUCCCUGGACCCAGACCUUUGCCCUUCAUUGGAACGUUUUUGGAGUACAGACAGGGCAUCAACAAUUUUGAUACAAAAUGCUAUCAGAAAUAUGGGAAGGUGUGGGGGUUGUACGAUGGCAGGAUGCCAUUAUUGGCUGUAAUGGACACAGCAAUGAUCAGAGCGAUCUUGGUUAAGGAGUGUUAUUCUGUCUUCACCAACAGACGAGAUACAGGCCUAAAUGGACCUUUAUAUGAUGCCAUAUCAGUAGUAAAAGAUGAGGAGUGGAAGAGGAUUCGCAGCAUACUCUCUCCAUCAUUCACCAGCGGACGACUGAAAGAGAUGUACAUGAUAAUGUUGCAGCACUCAAGUAAUCUAAUCAAGAAUCUUUACAAGAAAGUAGAGGCAGAUGAAGUCAUUGAGGUUAAAGAAGUAUUCGGACCUUACAGUAUGGAUGUUGUGACCAGCACUGCCUUCAGUGUGGACAUUGAUUCCAUCAAUAAACCCUCUGAUCCUUUUGUAACAAACAUUAAAAAGUUGGUCAAGUUCAGCUUCUUUAAUCCCUUACUUGUGCUCAUUGUUCUGUUUCCAUUCCUCAAGCCAGUUCUUAAGAAGAUGGAAGUGUCAUUCUUCCCCGCUGAUGUGUUGAAUUUCUUUUACAAUUUUCUAGAGAAGAUCAAAUCCAACCGGAAUAAGAAUGAACACAAAAACCGAGUAGACUUCAUGCAGCUAAUGGUGGACUGUCAGAUUUCGGAAAAAAACAAAAAUGAUCCGAGCUCCCAAAAAGGGCUGACUGAUCAUGAGAUCCUUUCUCAGGCACUGAUAUUCAUAUUUGCUGGCUAUGAAACCAGUAGCAGCUCACUCGGUUUUUUGGCUUACAACCUGGCAACCCACCCCGACAUCCAAAAGACCUUGCAAGAGGAGAUUGAUGAAGCCUUCCCUGAAAAGAGCCAACCAACCUAUGAAGCCCUGAUGCAGAUGGAAUACCUGGACAUGGUAGUGAACGAGUCAGCGAGGCUGUACCCAAUCGGUAGUCGAUUAGAGAGAGUGGCAAAGUCUUCUGUUGAAGUGAAUGGUGUCACCAUCCCUAAGGGAACUACUGUCAUCAUACCAGUUUACACUCUCCACCAUGACCCUGCUUUGUGGUCUGAGCCUGAGGCCUUCAAACCUGAAAGGUUCAGUAAAGAGAAUAAAGACAACAUAGAUCCUUAUUCAUUCCUACCCUUUGGAGCAGGGCCAAGGAACUGUAUUGGCAUGCGAUUUGCACUUUUGAUGAUAAAGUUGGCCAUAGUGGAGGUCCUUCAGAACUUCAGCUUUGUCACAUGCAAGGAGACAGAUAUUCCAAUGGUGCUGGGAAAUGAGGGAUUUACUGCACCCAAGAAACCCAUCAAGCUGAAGCUAGAGCUCAGAGCAACUGCAACCAGUUCUCCCCCCAGCUAGUGAUUUUCUGUAACCUGCCGGUUCUCACUUUAUCCUGCAUCAAUAUCAGAUCAGCUUAGAAUUUUAUGCUUCUCAGAAUCAGAAUCAGCUUUAUUGGGCAGGUGUGAUGGACACACGAGGAAUUUGACCCUGGUACAUCGGCUUUCAAUGUGCAAAUAGUAAACCAGCAUAAGGCUGUGUAAUAUAACAAAAUAGCAGCAUUAACAUCAACAAACAGUGCAAACAAU
Messenger RNA from Monopterus albus (swamp eel), 1909 nucleotides. RefSeq names its product cytochrome P450, family 3, subfamily A, polypeptide 65 (gene cyp3a65). Gene Ontology annotation, molecular function: iron ion binding; oxidoreductase activity, acting on paired donors, with incorporation or reduction of molecular oxygen, reduced flavin or flavoprotein as one donor, and incorporation of one atom of oxygen; heme binding. Bases 153 to 1682 code for a protein of 509 amino acids. The transcript has 13 exons. The record is from RefSeq and is a predicted model, not a curated record. NCBI's taxonomy places the organism in Eukaryota, Metazoa, Chordata, Actinopteri, Synbranchiformes, Synbranchidae.